Molecule: messenger RNA, 3970 nt
Organism: Cynocephalus volans (Philippine flying lemur)
Lineage: Eukaryota; Metazoa; Chordata; Mammalia; Dermoptera; Cynocephalidae
Gene: GOLIM4
Product: golgi integral membrane protein 4
Exons: 16
Coding region: 650-2749 (699 amino acids)
Cellular component (GO): Golgi membrane; Golgi apparatus
Source: RefSeq, a predicted model, not a curated record
AGCGGGGCCGUGGGUGACACGUAAGUUGGGUGGGAGGUGGCGGCGGCCGAGGCUCGAGCAGCCCCGUCAGUGACACCGGCCCGCCGUCGUCCAAACCCGGCCGGGCCAGCCGGCGCCCACCCACUCACCCACCCACCCCGGCGGGCCGCGCGCGGGGGCGUCUCCCGGAGCCCGGGUCCCUUUGUUGGGCGCGCACCCCUUCCUUUAGGUGGCCACAAAGUCGCGCAGUGGGAGCCGCCGCGAGGGGGCGGGGAGCGGCCGGGGCGGGACUCUGAGAGCCGCCGAGGGCAGCGCGGCCAAAAAGUGGGGAGGAGGAGAAAGGCAGGCGGCGUCUGCGACCGGCGCGGGGACAGCGCGCUCUGAAGUAUGCGGAGGGCCCCCUCGAGGGCCCAGGCGUGCGCCGAGAGGGAGCCCUGCCGAAGUUUGGCGGCCGCUGCCCGGCCCGCGUCGAUGGCUGCGCGCCCCGCGGCGCGCGGGGGCUGAGCGGGCACCACUUCCCCUCCGGCCCCGCUUUUGUGUCUCGCGUCGCCUCCUCAUGCUGCGUCCGGCCACCUCCUGCGGCGGCCGCUGCUGAGGCGCUCGCUCGGGCCGAGGGGAGGAGGAGACGACGGCGGCGGCGGCGACCGCGGCGCGGGGUCCCGGCGGGACUAUGGGAAACGGGAUGUGCUCCCGAAAGCAGAAGCGAAUCUUCCAGACGCUGCUGCUGCUGACCGUGGUGUUCGGCUUCCUCUACGGCGCGAUGCUCUACUACGAGCUGCAGACGCAGCUGCGGAAAGCCGAGGCGGUGGCGCUCAAGUACCAGCAGCACCAGGAGUCCCUCUCCGCCCAGUUACAAGUUGUGUAUGAACACAGAUCAAGAUUAGAAAAAUCCUUGCAAAAGGAAAGACUUGAACAUAAGAAAGCAAAAGAAGAUUUUCUUGUUUAUAAAUUAGAAGCGCAAGAAACACUAAAUAAAGGAAGGCAAGAUUCCAAUAGCAGAUACAGUGCAUUAAAUGUCCAACAUCAGAUGUUGAAAAGUCAACAUGAAGAGUUAAAGAAACAGCACAGUGACUUGGAAGAGGAACAUCGCAAGCAAGGGGAAGACUUCAGUAGAACAUUUAAUGACCAUAAGCAGAAAUACUUGCAGCUUCAACAAGAAAAAGAGCAAGAACUUUCUAAGCUAAAAGAAACUGUGUAUAAUUUGAGAGAAGAGAAUAGACAACUAAGGAAAGCACACCAAGACAUACAUACACAGCUUCAAGAUGUCAAGCAACAGCAUAAGAAUUUACUCUCCGAGCAUGAACAACUUGUAGUGACUUUGGAAGACCACAAGAGUGCACUAGCUGCUGCACAGACUCAAGUUGCAGAAUAUAAACAACUGAAAGAUACUCUGAAUAGGAUUCCAAGCUUUCGAAAACCUGAACCAGCAGAGCAGCAAAAUAUUACCCAGGUGGCACAUUCUCCACAAGGUUACAACAUGGCAAGGGAGAAGCCAACAGGAGAGCCAACAGAGGUGUCUCGAAAUAGUGAUGUGUGGCAGAAGCAUGAAACUGUUCCCAGAAGAAAGGGAGAAACAAAACCUUACCCUCCCACCCAGAAGAAGGUUCCCACAGAGCCGAACCAGCAAGAAAUGGAGCCCAGAGAGCCUGAAGCGCAUCAGGUGGAAGAGGAGCACAGAAAGGCCCUGGAAGAGGAGGAGAUGGAGCAGGUUGGGCAAGCCCAACACCUCGAGGAGGAGCACGAUCCAUCACCAGAGGAGCAGGAUCAGGAGUGGAAAGAACAGCAGGAACAAAAAGAGGAGGCCAACCUUCUGGAAGGGCAUGCUGCUGCCGAGGUGUAUCCUUCAGCCAAGCCAGUUACCAAAUUCCGAUCACCUUAUGAGGAGCAGUUGGAACAGCAGAGACUGGCGUUGAGUCGGGCCGAGGAGGCGCAGCGGCUGCGAGAACACCAGGAAGCUUUGCACCAGCAGCGGCUGCAGGGACACCUGUUACGGCAGCGGCAGCAACAGCAGCAGCAGCAGCAGCAGCAGCAGCAGCUGCUUCUGGCAAGAGAGAUGGCCCAGCAGAGGCAGGCUGAGCCCGAGGAAGGCCGGCAGCAGCACCAGGAGCAGCUACGGAAGCAAACUCAUUAUGAUGCUAUGGAUAAUGAUAUUGUCCAGGGAGCAGAGGACCAGGGAAUCCAAGAAGAGGAAGGAGGUGCCUAUGAAAGAGAAAACCAGCACCAAGAUGAAGCAGAAGGUAACAGACAUGAGCCUCACGAACAAGGGCCCAAAGAAGCUGAGCCCGAAUCUGAGGCAGAUAGAGCAGCUGUAGAGGAUAUAAACCCAGCAGAUGACCCUAAUAAUCAAGGCGAAGAUGAAUUUGAGGAAGCCGAGCAAGUAAGAGAAGAAAAUUUGCCAGAUGAAAAUGAAGAGCAGAAACAAAUUAAUCAAAAGCAAGAGAAUGCAGAAAUGGAGGAACAUUUGGUGAUGGCGGGAAAUCCAGACCAACAGGAGGAUAAUGUUGAUGAGCAGUACCAGGAGGAGGGAGAAGAGGAGGUUCAGGAAGAUUUGACUGAAGAGAAAAAAAGGGAACUGGAGCACAAUGCUGAAGAGACCUAUGGUGAAAAUGAUGAAAACGCCGAUGAUAAAAAUGAUGGAGAAGAGCAAGAAGUUCGAGAUGACAACCGUCCCAAAGGCCGAGAGGAACACUACGAGGAGGAGGAGGAGGAGGAGGAGGACGGCCACGGGGCUGCUGCCGCCGAGAAGCCCCAUCGAAGAGCUGAGAUGUAGCCGAGCCCAGUCUCCAGACGGCGCUCGGCCUGCGGAUUCUUUUCAAGCUGCUCCAAAAUAAAUCUGCCUACUGAACUCUAGGAUAUUUAAUUACAGAAAAAUUAAGAAUUUAGACUUUUUUUAACUUUUGUAUUAGAAAUGCUCAUACAUUUAUACAAAUAUAUUUUGAUAACUUAGGUUAGAACUUUUAUAUUCAAGCUAAACACAAACAAGAAGAAAAACAAUAAAGCAAACCUUAGGCUCUGAAUCUCAUUUUUUUAUAGAUUAUGUGAUGUUGGAAAGAACAUUGGUUUUGUAUAUGUUUCAACUUGUUACCUUUCUGUAUUUCAGUUUCCCGUUGUUCUGUUGUUUGCUUUUGAUAAAAUACAGGAUUUAAAAACAGGGAGGACUGCAAAAUGCUGUGCAAACUGUAAGGAGAAUGCCAGUUUACUAAUUGCUGCCUUUGCAAGGUUCUUGUGUAUCGUUCUGGUAGAAUUUCCACCUGUCUGUGCGUCUCUGGAAUGAGAUCCACAGGGUGGCAUACAAUGGAAAAGCCAUUUUUGUUGCAGAAUAGAAAUUAUUUUGAGACUUUUCAGAUCAGUUCGAAAAAGUUUGGUAUUAAUUAAAAUCAGCUGUUCUGCUUGAGAGGAAUUGUGUUUAAAAGUGAGAUAGUACUAAAACUCUUUUGGUAGUAUCCUGGGCUUAAUCAGAUAUUUCAGUGUUCAAACAAGGUAUGACACAUCAACAUAUUAACGUUCUUGAAUAACUGAUGACUUGUUAAGAAAUAAUUUAGUGUGUGAGGUGUUUUCUACAUGAGCACCCAUUCUCAAUAUCUUUUUUCCUGAAGUCACCUUAUGAUAUCCUUCUUUUAGUAUCUAGCUCUCUACAGUAAUAUAUGAUCCCCUCUAAGCUCUGUGUGCCUCAAUAUGUAAUCACUUUGAUGACAAUUAUGAAUAUGAAGUCAAACCAAAUUGUACAAUUUAAUGGGAUUAUGUUUCAAAACUAUAUGGUAAAGUAUACAUGGUGAUAUGAUAGACCCUCAUGUUUUUUUAUAUGCUGGGAUUGGGUUUGCUUUUUGCCUCUGUAUAAGGCAUUGUAAUGAUUAUGAGUUAUAACAAAUCAAUUAAAAUAAAAAGAUUAAGUAAAAAAUUUUCCUUGGAAUAGGCACGUAUUUCAGUCACAAGCAUAAAGAUUUUUAAACUAGGUUAUAUAAUUCACGUGUGUGGUUUUGUAAUAAUACUC